Trichoderma virens Gv29-8 is the source of this 873-nucleotide messenger RNA. RefSeq lists its product as uncharacterized. The coding region runs from base 1 to 873 and encodes 290 amino acids. Gene Ontology annotation, biological process: positive regulation of transcription by RNA polymerase II. Gene Ontology annotation, molecular function: DNA-binding transcription factor activity; protein dimerization activity. Gene Ontology annotation, cellular component: RNA polymerase II transcription regulator complex. The transcript has 2 exons. The record is from RefSeq and is a predicted model, not a curated record. Lineage: Eukaryota; Fungi; Ascomycota; Sordariomycetes; Hypocreales; Hypocreaceae.
AUGUCAUCGACGGAGAACGCUUCGCCUCCCAUGGCAGACCAGUCCAACUCGACGGCCGCGCCCUCGUCGCCCGAUCGAAAUAAAAAAAAACGCAUCAGAAACUGGACUGCAGAUGAUCGCGCAGCCCAUCGCGUAUUUGAACGAUCCCGACGAGAGGCUUUCAAGGAACGGCUGACGACACUUGCGAGCCUUAUACCGUCACUUCGAUCUACGGAUCCUAACCGCCUGUCCAAGCACGUUGUCAUUGACCAAAGCGUUGCGCUACACAAGGCCGAGCAGAAAGAGAUCGCUGAAUCUCUUCAGAGGAUCAAUCGUCUUGUAGCCGAGCGCGAUGAUCUCCUCUCCGAGUUAAAUACAUGGCGGUUGAAUGCGGGCCUUGAAGCUCGCCAGGUUCGAGUUACAGCAGAUGAUUCUGAGACUACCUCAGUACCGAUAUUAGACGAGGCCAGCGCCUCCAUGUUGAGAACCGGCGUUUCAUCCAUCUCAGUCGGGGCCAACAAUGAGCAAGGGGCAGCUGGAGGUCGUCCGCUAUAUCUAGAAGAGCAGUCCUCAUUUGUAGCUACAGAACACGAUCUGACAUCGGAGCCUGUCAUGGCUCGAACAGCUGAGACAAAUCUCCCAUCAGCAUCAAUGAGCAUGGACAUUCCAUGGAUGUCAACCGAGAUGGAUUUCACCAUCCCCAAUUCACUGACUCUGGCCGCCGAUUAUAACGCCGCCGCACCUCCGAAAUCACCAUCUUACACACAUCUGCCAAUGCCAUACGACAUGGCAACCAAUAACCUCGAGGAUGAGACUCUAAGAUUUAACACGUCGAUGAUGCACAUGGCCGAUCCAUCAAUAUUCCACAACGACACAUAUAUUUAUACUGGUUGA